AUGAGUGAAAAGUUGCAAGGGAGUCUGGUUUCUAUCAGUGCACAGCCGGUGAGAAUUCCAGCCAUGCUGGAAGAACUGGAGAUGUCUCUGAAUGUGGGGCACAAAGCACCAGUGCAGUGCAUAGAGAUGCACUUCAUUGUCUGGGUUGAGGAGGCCUUCUAUCUCGAAGUUCAUGAAGAUAGUGUAGAACAGAUCAAGAACUGCUCCAUAGAUGUCUCUCCAGAGCCGUUCAAUUAUUUUCCCAUCAAGGAGGGCGAUGUGCUUCAGUCUGGCUAUAGGGUGAUGGAGUUCAUUGGCGAGGGUGGUUUUGGAAAGGUGGCCUGGUGCAAACACAAACUAACCCAAGAAAAUGUGGCCAUCAAGAUUACAAAGAACAAGGCUGCAGUAAUGAAGGAGGCAAAGAAAGAGAUUGCCAGUCUUAAGCUACUGCAGCAACUGGAUACAGAGGAGGCCAACAUCGUGAGGUGGUACGGUUGCUUCAUCCAUGUAGACCUCCUUUGCAUGAAGUUUGAGCUCCUGCACCAAAGUCUUCUCGACUAUAUGGACGAGCAGAAUUUUGAGCCUCUUGUGGUCAGCGAUCUUCAUGCUGUUGUGCAGCAGAUGGCCAAGGCAUUGCUCCACCUGGAGAGCCUGGGUAUGAUCCACUGUGAUGUGAAGCCACAGAACAUCAUGGUGGUCGACCCCGAGCAGUGGCCAUUGAGGGUGAAGCUCAUCGACUUUGGGCUCACUCACCAUAUUUCAGAGCCUCCAUCAUUUAUUGGGACCCUGUGGUACAAAGCUCCAGAGGUCUUGUUAGGUUUAGCCUACACAGAGGCAAUCGACAUGUGGUCACUGGGUGUGACCAUGGCCCAGCUGGCUGUGGGAGUACCCUUGUAUCCAGGAGAUCAUCUGUAUGAUGUGAUGAAAUACAUAGUUGAAACACAGGGCCCACCCCCAGACUGUCUGCUUCAGUUGGGACCAACCACUGACCGCUAUUUUAACAGGAGACAGAUAGACGGCCAUGACACCUGGACAUUGAAGACUCCUGAACUGAUUAAAAAACAGUAUGGGCAGGAGUUCCAGGAAUCCAGACAAGUGAUUUUAAGCUGUCUGGAUGACAUCAUGGAGAUGAUGGACAUAAGUACGUCAUGGAAGGAGGCUUCUGACUUUGUGGACCUUGUCAAACACAUGAUGUGCCUCCACAUGGAUGAGCGAAUCAGACCUGCUGAUGUACUGAAUCAUCCUUUCCUGGUGGAGUACAAACCUCAGGGCGUGGCAGAUGACCUUCCAGUCUUAGCUGAGGAAAAUUCUGACAUCACUACAAGCCAGGAAGAUGCUGAAACAGCAGCCAUCCUUCCUGUCGUUGCUGAGGAAAAGUCCGAGUUGGCUGAGGACCUCAUCACCACGAGCCAGGAAGAUGUUGAAACAGCAGCCGUCCUUCCUGUCGUUGCUGAGGAAAACUCGGACUUGGCUGAGGACCUCAUCUCCAUGAACCAGGAAGAUGUUGAAACAGCAGCCGUCCCUCCAGAGGUGCCAACAGAGACCAGAAGAACCUGGAAGAACCAUCUGACACAGUUUUUCCAGAGGCUCCUCUGCCUCUGUUGA
Thalassophryne amazonica is the source of this 1584-nucleotide messenger RNA. Its product is annotated as homeodomain-interacting protein kinase 1-like. Gene Ontology annotation, cellular component: PML body; cytoplasm; nucleus. Bases 1 to 1584 code for a protein of 527 amino acids. Gene Ontology annotation, molecular function: protein tyrosine kinase activity; protein serine/threonine kinase activity; ATP binding. The transcript is spliced from 11 exons. NCBI's taxonomy places the organism in Eukaryota, Metazoa, Chordata, Actinopteri, Batrachoidiformes, Batrachoididae. The record is from RefSeq and is a predicted model, not a curated record. Gene Ontology annotation, biological process: peptidyl-serine phosphorylation; smoothened signaling pathway; intrinsic apoptotic signaling pathway in response to DNA damage by p53 class mediator.